CCCCCGCGCCGCCGCGUCCACGAAACGGCAGCCGGGAUGCCUGCGCGCGCCUGGCGGUCGCGGGGCUUCCGCGGCCGGCCGGCCGCCUCCCGCGGCUUCCGCGGAGGCGCGGGGCUGACGUCUCGCGGCCUCCACGGGUCCACCAUGAUUAGUGAAAUUGGAAGCGCGCGCGCGCGCCUGCGGCUGCGGGUGAAUCCUCCGCGGGUGCUUCGGCAUUAAUUAGAUUCUUCCCUGUGCCUGUUGUUGGUUCAAAACCGAAGCCUAGCAUUUCAGUCCGCUCUGUUUUGGCGCCCCCAGAUUUUCCAGCGUUCAGGAUUCCGGAAUGUAGGCCAUAGGAAACCAGUUAUCCCCUUCCAAAAAGUGGAGGUGGCCCUGGAUUUUGUUAAAAGCAGGGCUGCUAUCGAGGAGGAGCUUGAUUUGGUAUUGGCGGAAGUUCAUUUUUGCAAUAUAGCACCAGGCUCUUUGGCAAACUCUGAGCUGCUCCACCACAUACUAAAUGAACUUCAAGUCCCUGUUAUCACAAUGUGUGCUCAUUACGAUGAGGAGGCACUCUCCGAACAUGUGUCCCUGGGAGCAUGUUCCCAUGUGCUCAAGCCAUUGGACACAGCAAGCUUGAACAUGCUUAAGCAGAAAGCAUUAGAACACAAGUCUAAAAAGGUAACACCUCAAGGGCCAAUUCCUAAUAGGACCAAAAGUAGAAUGGUUUCAUCAUCUACUGAAAGGCUCCAGGAAAUGCUUAUACUAGAGGGAAACAAUUUAUCGAAUCCUGGAAACAGUGAAUUUGAAGUGCCAGAAGUUGAAAAAGCAGAUGGUUGUUCAAAGAAGCUGGAUCGAGUCACAUGGACUGUUGAGCUCCAUGAAAAGUUCUUGGAUGCUAUUGAAGUUCUUGGGGACAAGAAUGCUACACCUGAGAAGAUUCGGAGGCUCAUGAAUGUGAAAGGUUUGACCUGGAAGCAUAUAGGUAGCCAUCUCCAGAAACAUCGGUCGCGCAAACAGAAUGCGAAUCAAGGAGGGCAGCACCAGAGGAAUGCCAGCAAAAAACUAGUGUCUGAGCUGAUAGGAUCAGGACAAACUGCAGCCACUACUGAAUCCAUCACAUCUAGAGUUGAUGCAGACAUCAGGGAGGCAUACCCCUCAAGGAUGUGGAAACAGGUGAAGGAAGAAGCAGCUUUGAAGACUUACAUGUACACAAGCACAUCUGGAAUUUCCAGAGAUGGCACAAAGUCUGUGUGGGAUGAGUACCAGAAGGGCCUGCAGAAAAAGUUUUCUGCAUCAAACAAACGUUGGCAACAGAUAGGGCAGUCAUCGAGCAAGUGUCAGUUGCCUGUGAAGAACAAUGUUGUUGUCAUAGAUGGAGGUGUUUCAAGUGAAGCCCCCAAAGCUACUGGUGAAAUAGGUUAUGGUGCAUCCAUAGAAAGCUCUGGUUCAAGCAGCCUGUCAACAAGUUUGGCUGAUCAAGUUGGUGAGAAAAAUCAUACUGAAGCUUCUGGCAAAAACUACAACAUGGGAAACAUUAAUCUGCUUGAAGGUACCAUGAACACGGAUGCUUCUGACCUUUUGGCGUUCCUACUGAGCGAUGAUCUGGACCUGCUAGGCCCCUUUGAUGGCUGGGAAGAACAGGUCUCAGACUUGAUGAGUGAGCUGCAAGGAUUGGUAGAGCAGCGAAACCUUGGUCUGGAGGAUCCUCUUCAGGUAGACAAUGCAUGGAAUAAAGAUCUUGCAUUGCCGAGCCUUAUCAACACAGAUGGAUCGAUGGCUCAAGAAGUCACCUUUGAGAAUGUACCAGUUGAUAACGCUGUGGUGCCGAUUGCCCAAGCCAAUGGAUCCUCGCAAGAUCGGCAAAACCUUGGCCUGGAGGAUCCGCUGCAGGUAGACAAUACAUGGAACAAAGGUCUUGAAUCGCCGAGCCUGAUUAACAUUGAUGGAUCGAUGGCUCAAGAAUCCACCGUUCAGAAUGGUCCAGUGAUCCAGUCCAUAACCCUGUGAUGCCGGUUGCCAAAGACGAUGGUUUCUGGAGUUGGAGCCCUCUGGCGGGUGACUUUGACAUGCCAUUCUGAAUCAGGAUGAGCGAGUGAUGGUAUCAUGGUAACAAUUGCAUCGAUGUUUAGAAAUAAGAGCCCUGACAAAAACCGUUAUGUCGAUCGGGGAGAAAUUAGAGCAGAUACAACAACUGUUGAUGGCGACCAACAGCUCAGCACUUGGGGUGACAUGGAGGAAAGAAGUGAAGAGAGAGAGCGCAGCUUGUCGCGGCAGGCUGCGCCGAUCGCUUGCUCUGUUCAUCGUCCUUUCCUCGGCGAUACGACAAGCUUAUUGGCCUCGCUCUUAUGCUGUAAUAAGUGCAAUCCCAACCCAAGACACUACUAAUAGUUUCUAUACUUGCCAUGUCAUAUAGACACUACUCAUAGAAACUACAUCCCUAAUGGAUGGUUUCUUCAAAAUAAAUUGCGAUCCAAUCAUAUUUCUUCU
Messenger RNA from Panicum virgatum (switchgrass), 2466 nucleotides. RefSeq lists its product as uncharacterized. The transcript has 7 exons. Gene Ontology annotation, cellular component: nucleus. Lineage: Eukaryota; Viridiplantae; Streptophyta; Magnoliopsida; Poales; Poaceae. The record is from RefSeq and is a predicted model, not a curated record. The coding region runs from base 523 to 1986 and encodes 487 amino acids. Gene Ontology annotation, molecular function: DNA-binding transcription factor activity; DNA binding. Gene Ontology annotation, biological process: regulation of DNA-templated transcription.